UCUGUGUAGCCCCAGCAGUGCCAGCUGUCAGUGCUCAUCCAUGCCACCUGCCAGUGCCCAUCAGUGCCACAUCAAUGCCACAUUUCAGUGCCUACCAGUGCACAUCAAUGCCACAUAUCAGUGCCCAUCUGAUCUGCCUUUCAGUGUCACCCAUUAGUGCCAGUCAGUGCCACCUAUCAAUGCCAAUCAGUGCCACCUACCAGUGCCUCAUCAGUGCCACCCCUAUCAGUGUCCAUCAGUGCACCCUAUCAGUGCCCAUAACUGCAACCUCAUUAGCGCACAUCAGUGAAGGAGAAAAAUCACUUAUUUACAAAAUGUUAUAA
Staurois parvus is the source of this 323-nucleotide messenger RNA. Lineage: Eukaryota; Metazoa; Chordata; Amphibia; Anura; Ranidae. The record is from the annotation of a GenBank genome assembly.